Molecule: messenger RNA, 2109 nt
Organism: Arabis nemorensis
Lineage: Eukaryota; Viridiplantae; Streptophyta; Magnoliopsida; Brassicales; Brassicaceae
Source: the annotation of a GenBank genome assembly
AUGAUUUUGAGUGUGAGAAAUGGCGGGAGAGUCCGACGGUUUUGUACAGCUUCGGUUUCGUUGGUUGAGAAACCAGUCGAGAAGUUUGUGCAAGAAGGCCUUAUCUCGAAUCAAUCUUCUCAACUUCGAGACCUUAUCAAUUCCGGGAAUUUGCGAGUUGCUCGCCAAGUGUUUGAUAAAAUGCCGCAAAGAGAUAUUGUUUCUUGGACAGCCAUCAUUAAAGGAUACGUAACUGCAAUGAACUCUGAAGAAGCACUGAGUUUGUUCUCCGCAAUGCGUGUUGUUGAUCCUGGUGUCUCAGUCGAUACCUCUGUUCUAAGUGUUACGUUCAAGGCUUGUGGUCAGAGUUCCAACAUUGCAUAUGGAAAAUCUCUACAUGCGUAUGCGGAGAAAAGUUCGCUGCUGAGCUCUGUCUUCGUGGGAAGUGCUUUAUUGGAUAUGUACAAGAGAAAUGGAAAGAUCGAUGAGAGUUGUAGAGUUUUUAGUGAAAUGCCUUUUAGAAAUACUGUAACAUGGACAACAAUCAUAACGGGGUUGGUUCAUGCUAAUCGUCACAAGGAAGGGCUGAUGUACUUUUCCAAGAUGUCCAGAUUGAAUGGACUGUCUGAUGAUUUUGCAUUUCCUAUUGCCUUGAAGGCUUGUGCCGGUUUGCGUCAAGUUAAAUACGGAAAGGAGAUUCAUACUCAUGUGGUAGUGAGAGGCUUUGGUGCCAUUCUCUGGGUGGCUAACUCGCUCUUUACAAUGUACACCGAAUGUGGGGAAAUGCAAGAGGGGCUGCGUUUGUUUGAAAGUAUGAGUGAGAGGGAUGUGGGUUCGUGGACAAGUCUUAUCACAGCUUAUAGUCGAAUAGGUCAAGAGGAAAACGCGGUAAAAACAUUCUUACGGAUGAGAAGAAAUACUGAAGUACUUCCUAAUGAACAAACUUUUGCAUCGAUGUUUUCUGCGUGCGCGAGUCUUUCUAGACUUGUGUGGGGCGAGCAGUUCCACGGUAAUGUAUUCUCUCUAGGACUAGGAGAUUCUUUAUCCGUGAGUAACUCGAUGAUGAAGAUGUAUUCAUCAUGUGGAAAGUUAGACUCUGCUUCUGUUUUGUUUCGAGGAAUGAGAUGCAGAGACAUUAUUUCAUGGACCACUCUUAUCGGAGGGUACUCUCAAGCCGGUCUUGGAGAAGAAAGUUUUGAGUAUUUCUCAUGGAUGAGACGAGCAGGGGAAAAACCUAUAGAUUUUGCUCUUCCUAGUUUGCUGAGUGUUUCAGGAAGCAUGGCAGUUCUUGAGCAAGGCAGGCAAGUUCAUGCACUUGCACUUUAUCUUGGUUUAGACCAGAACCCCACGAUCCGUAGUUCUCUGAUUAAUAUGUACUCGAAAUGUGGAAGUAUCAUAGAGGCCUCAAAGGUAUUUGAAGAAACAGAUAGAGCUGAUAUUGUUUCUCUGACAGCUAUGAUCAAUGGAUAUGCUGAACAUGGAAAGUGCAAAGAAGCUAUUGAUCUGUUUGAGAAGAGUCUAAAGGUUGGUUUAAGACCCGAUUCUGUAACUUUCAUCAGCAUUCUCAAUGCCUGCUCUCAUUCGGGACAGCUUGGCCUCGGUUUUCACUAUUUCAACUUGAUGCAAGAGAUGUAUAAAAUGAGACCUGCCAAGGAACACUACGGUUGCAUGGUUGAUCUUCUAUGUAGAGCAGGACGGCUAAGUGAUGCAGAGAAGAUGAUCAACGAAAUGCCAUGGAAGAAGGAUGAUGUAGUCUGGACCACACUUCUCAAAGCGUGCAAGGACAAAGGGGACAUUGAACGUGGAAGCAGGGCGGCCGAGAGGAUUCUAGAGCUGGAUCCUACUUCUGAUACUGCACUUGUAACACUUGCCAAUACAUAUUCAAGCAUGGGGAAAUGGAAAGAGGCUGCAAUUGUAAGGAAGAAUAUGAAUUCGAAAGGCGUGAUCAAAGAACCCGGAUGGUCAUCAAUCUUGAUCAAGGAUGGGGUUUCAGCGUUUGUAUCUGGCGAUCGUCGCCAUCCACAAAGUGAAGAUAUAUACAGUAUCUUGGAAUUAUUAGUAUCUGUUCCAGAAGCUCGUACAAUUCGAUUGUGGAAUAAAGAGAGCUUUUGGGUUUAUUCAAAUUUGUGA